AUGAGCGAUUCCCGGCGUGCUGAGCAUGUUGAAUCUUUUGAAUACAUCUGGAACAGCGUCAAAGAGAACCACUGGGACCCUGACCUCAACGGCGUGGACUGGGACCAAGCACGCGCCGAUCUGCUUCCCAAAGUCGAAAACGCUCAGAACGACGACGAAGCACGCAUCGCGAUGAAUCAGCUCCUCGAACGGCUCGAGCAGUCCCACUUCGGGAUCAUCCCGAGCAGCGCCUACACACAACUCGAAGAGGAAUCCGCUGAGAUUGUUGAUGACCAAGCGGAAUCAACAGAUGAUUCCGAUGACACUGACGAAUACACCGGAGAGUCAGGUCCAGGACAAGCGGGGAUGAACAUUCGUCUGAUCGACGAUCAGUUCCUCGUGACCAAAGUGAAGCCCGGCUCCGCUGCGGAUCGUGCAGGUGUGAAAACCGGCUGGAUCGUUGAAUCCAUUAAAGGACGCGAGAUGCAGUCGCUCGUCAAAGUCGUCAAUGAAAUGGGCGGCAUCAAUCGACCAGAAACCCAAGCCGGACUGAUCGCGUACUCACGCAUCCAAGGCGAAGCAGGCGACAAGAUCCGUAUGACCUUCAGUGACGACCUGGAUGAGACACGAGAGGUCACCAUCACACUCGACAAAGCGCCAGGAGAGAUGGCAGGGAUCGGCGCACUCCCUGAGAAUCCGAUCGAGUUUGAAACAGCAACACUCAGCAACGGCGUGGGCUACUACCGACUCAACAUGUUCAUGAAUCCAGGCAAGGUCCUCCCGGCGUACCAGCAGUUCGUCAAGGACCACAUGGAUGCGCCAGGGAUCAUCAUCGAUAUGCGAGGCAACUUCGGAGGCAUCAUCCUCAUGGCGCCCGGGAUGAUCAACUGGCUCAUUGACGAGAAGGGUCUCACGAUGGGCACCAUGCGGAUGCGUGACCAGGUCCGUGGUCCAUUUGAUAUCCCCCUUAUUCUCAAUCCAAGAAAGAACAACUUCAAAGGGAAAGUCGCCGUGCUCACCGAUGAAAUGAGUAUCUCCAAUGCCGAGAUCCUCGCGGCGGGACUCAAAGACAUCGGACGCGCCAAGGUCUUCGGACAGCGCACUGCUGGACUCGUCCUCCCAUCCACUGUCGAGCGCCUCCCCAACGGCGACGGCUUCCAAUACGCGUUCGCGUCCUACACCACAGGAGGGGGCUACACCCUUGAAGGUGUGGGUGCCAUUCCUGAUUACGAGAUCCAAUACACGCGUCAGGCGCUGCUAAACGGUCCUGAGCAUGCACACGCUGAGAAGGCUGAGAAGCCGAGCAUGGACGCGAAAGCGAAGAAGAUCUGGGAUCGCUCAGUCGAAGUGACCAUGAGCGAGAACGCCGAGGACGAAUGGGUCGAAUCGAUCCGUCUCGAAGGCACAAUGAGCAUCCCAGCACAGAGCAUCACCGCAACGAUGAAUGUGCUCAUCGCUCCAAAGCGUGGAUUCCGCGCCCUAGUUGAACUCCCAGGAAUGGGUGCUUUCGAAUCCGGCGUCUCAGACGAUGUCGCAUGGUCCAACGACAUGAUGAGCGGUCCACGCAUCCUCGAAGGCGAAGAAGCAAAGCAGAUGUUCCGCGAGAUGGAUCUCUACGCUGACCUCCACUGGGAUCAGUACUACCAGAGCGUCAGCUAUGUUGGCGAGGAAUCUGUUACCUUCCCAGACGGAACCGAAGUCAAAGCACACAAACUCGAACUCGUUGAUAUCGAAGACGGCGAAGUCUCAAGCCGCUGGUACAGCGACGAGUCGGGAUACCUCGUCAAAUCAGAAACCACUACGGCUGGUCCAGGAGGCAUGAAGAUGCCCGCAACCACCUACACCCUCGACUAUCGCGAAGUGAACGGGAUCAUGAUGCCGUACAAAACAGUAUCCAGCUCCGGACCAAUCCAGCAGGUCAUGGAGUUCACAAGCAUCGAAGUCAACGGCGAAGUCAGCGAUGAAGACCUCGCGCUCCCAGAAGACAUCAAAGAACUCAUUGACGGCUGA
This is a messenger RNA of Symbiodinium sp. CCMP2592, 1989 nucleotides long. The record is from the annotation of a GenBank genome assembly. Lineage: Eukaryota; Dinophyceae; Suessiales; Symbiodiniaceae.